CUUCAUUCUAAAAUGAUCCUCGCUUCCCGGCGCGGUCGCAGCCCUCAGCCCACUCAGGAUAAUGGCAACAGCUGAGGUACUGAACAUUGGUAAAAAAUUGUAUGAGGGUAAAACAAAAGAAGUCUAUGAAUUGUUAGAUAGUCCAGGAAAAGUCCUCCUACAGUCCAAGGACCAGAUUACAGCAGGAAAUGCAGAGAAUCACCUGGAAGGAAAAGCUGCAAUCUCAAAUAAAAUCACCAGUUGUAUUUUUCAGUUAUUACAGGAAGCAGGUAUUAAAACUGCCUUCACCAGAAAAUGUGGGGAGACAGCUUUCAUUGCACCCCAGUGUGAAAUGAUUCCAAUUGAAUGGGUUUGCAGAAGAAUAGCAACUGGUUCUUUUCUCAAAGGAAAUCCUGGUGUCAAGGAAGGAUGUAAGUUUUACCCACCUAAAGUGGAGUUGUUUUUCAAUGAUGAUGCCAAUAAUCACCCACAGUGGUCUGAGGAACAGCUGAUUGCUGCAAAAUUUUUCUUUGCUGGACUUGUUAUAGGCCAGACUGAAGUGAGUAUCAUGAGUCAUGCUACACAGGCUAUAUUUGAAAUACUGGAGAAAUCCUGGUUGCCCCAGAAUUGUACACUGGUUGAUACGAAGAUUGAAUUUGGUGUUGAUGUAACCACCAAAGAAAUUGUUCUUGCUGAUGUUAUUGACAAUGAUUCCUGGAGACUCUGGCCAUCAGGAGAUCGAAGCCAACAGAAAGACAAACAGUCUUAUCGGGACCUCAAAGAAGUAACUCCUGAAGGGCUCCAAAUGGUAAAGAAAAACUUUGAGUGGGUUGCAGAGAGAGUAGAGUUGCUUUUGAAAUCAGAAAGUCAGUGCAGGGUUGUAGUGUUGAUGGGCUCUACUUCUGAUCUUGGUCACUGUGAAAAAAUCAAGAAGGCCUGUGGAAAUUUUGGCAUUCCAUGUGAACUUCGAGUAACAUCUGCACAUAAAGGACCAGAUGAAACUCUGAGGAUUAAAGCUGAGUAUGAAGGGGAUGGCAUUCCUACUGUAUCUGUGGCAGUGGCAGGCAGAAGAAAUGGUUUGGGACCAGUGAUGUCUGGGAACACUGCAUAUCCAGUUAUCAGCUGUCCUCCCCUCACACCAGACUGGGGAGCUCAGGAUGUGUGGUCUUCUCUUCGACUACCCAGUGGUCUUGGCUGUUCAACCAUACUUUCUCCAGAAGGAUCAGCUCAAUUUGCUGCUCAGAUAUUUGGAUUAAACAACCAUUUGGUAUGGAGCAAACUGCGAGCAUGCAUUUUGAACACAUGGGUUUCCUUGAAGCAGGCUGACAAGAAAAUCAGAGAAUGUAAUUUAUAAGAAAGAAUGCCAUUGAAUUUUUUAGGGGAAAAACUACAAAUUUCUAAUUUAGCUGAAGGAAAAUCAAGCAAGAUGAAAAGGUAAUUUUAAAUUAGAGAA
Molecule: messenger RNA, 1432 nt
Organism: Symphalangus syndactylus (siamang)
Lineage: Eukaryota; Metazoa; Chordata; Mammalia; Primates; Hylobatidae
Product: bifunctional phosphoribosylaminoimidazole carboxylase/phosphoribosylaminoimidazole succinocarboxamide synthetase-like
Biological process (GO): 'de novo' IMP biosynthetic process
Cellular component (GO): cytosol
Molecular function (GO): phosphoribosylaminoimidazolesuccinocarboxamide synthase activity
Source: RefSeq, a predicted model, not a curated record